UCAGUUUCUACAGAGAGGAAUCUCCAGUCUCCAUGGGAGGAUCAUGGAUUUUCCUGGUCACUUUGAACAGAUCUUCCAGCAACUGAACUAUCAGAGACUUCAUGGCCAGCUCUGUGAUUGUGUCAUUGUAGUGGGGAACAGACACUUUAAAGCCCACCGCUCUGUUCUGGCAGCAUGCAGCACGCAUUUCCGAGCCCUGUUCUCAGUGGCGGAGGGAGAUCAGACCAUGAACAUGAUCCAGCUGGAUAGUGAGGUAGUGACAGCAGAGGCCUUUGCUGCGCUGAUUGACAUGAUGUAUACCUCCACCCUCAUGCUGGGGGAGAGCAAUGUUAUGGAUGUCUUAUUGGCAGCCUCUCACCUGCAUUUGAACUCUGUGGUUAAGGCAUGUAAACAUUACCUAACGACAAGGACGCUACCCAUGUCUCCUCCCAGCGAGCGCGUUCAGGAGCAGAGCGCCCGCAUGCAGCGCUCCUUUAUGCUGCAGCAGCUGGGACUAAGCAUUGUGAGCUCAGCCCUCAAUUCCAGCCAGAGUGGUGAGGAGCAGCCAGCCCCCAUGAGCUCGUCCAUGCGCAGUAACCUGGACCAGCGGACACCCUUCCCCAUGAGACGCCUUCAUAAGCGCAAGCAGUCUGCAGAGGAGCGGGCCAGGCAGCGCCUCCGGCCCUCCAUGGAUGAGUCUGCCAUUUCAGAUGUUACACCAGAGAACGGGCCUUCGGGGGUUCAUUCUCGGGAGGAGUUCUUUUCACCAGAUUCUCUAAAAAUUGUGGAUAACCCUAAAGCCGAUGGAAUGACCGACAACCAGGAAGACAGUACUAUCAUGUUUGACCAAUCUUUUGGUGCUCAAGAAGAUGCCCAGGUGCCCAGCCAGUCUGACAACAGUGCCGGCAACAUGGCACAGCUGUCUAUGGCCUCUCGUGCAACUCAGGUUGAGACUAGUUUCGAUCAGGAAGCUGCAACUGAGAAAAGUGGUUUUCAGUGUGAAAAUCCUGAGGUUGGCCUUGGUGAGAAGGAGCACAUGAGAGUGGUGGUUAAAUCUGAGCCCCUGAGCUCCCCCGAGCCUCAGGAUGAAGUGAGUGACGUGACCUCGCAGGCAGAAGGCAGCGAGUCCGUGGAAGUGGAAGGAGUUGUGGUCAGUGCCGAGAAGAUAGACCUCAGCCCUGAAAGCAGUGAUCGGAGUUUUUCAGAUCCCCAGUCUAGCACGGACAGGGUAGGUGACAUCCACAUUUUGGAAGUCACAAAUAACCUAGAGCAUAAGUCAACUUUUAGUAUUUCAAAUUUUCUUAAUAAGAGUAGAGGAAGUAACUUCAGCACAAAUCAGAACAAUGAUGAUAAUAUCCCAAACACCACUAGUGACUGCAGGCUGGAGGGCGAGGCCCCUUAUUUGUUGAGUCCAGAGGCUGGGCCUGCAGGCGGGCCCUCUUCUGCCCCUGGCUCCCACGUGGAGAACCCAUUUAGUGAACCUGCAGACUCCCACUUUGUUAGGCCUAUGCAGGAGGUGAUGGGCCUGCCGUGUGUGCAGACAUCCGGGUACCAAGGAGAACAGUUUGGGAUGGAUUUUUCCAGGUCUGGUUUGGGUCUCCACUCCUUCUCCAGGGUAAUGAUAGGUUCCCCAAGGGGAGGAGCCAGUAACUUUCCAUACUACCGCCGCAUAGCUCCAAAAAUGCCAGUUGUAACUUCUGUCAGGAGCUCACAGAUCCCAGAAAAUUCUGCCAGUUCCCAGCUAAUGAUGAAUGGGGCCACAUCCGCAUUUGAAAAUGGCCAUCCUUCCCAGCCUGGCCCUCCACAGUUGACCAGGGCAUCUGCUGAUGUCCUGUCAAAGUGCAAGAAGGCCUUAUCAGAGCACAAUGUUUUGGUUGUGGAGGGAGCUCGAAAGUAUGCCUGCAAAAUCUGCUGCAAAACUUUUCUGACUUUGACAGACUGCAAGAAGCACAUCCGUGUUCACACAGGUGAAAAGCCCUACGCCUGCCUCAAGUGUGGCAAGAGGUUUAGUCAGUCCAGCCACCUGUAUAAACACUCGAAGACCACCUGCCUGCGCUGGCAGAGCAGCAAUCUUCCCAGCACUUUGCUCUAGCUACGUGUCCUCACGAGACCAUGGUGAGGCCAGUUGGAGGACUGAAACUAGAAUCUCUUUUGGUAAGCAAUGAAUGCCACUGGGUUUGAGGCUUCAGGCUGCCCAGUGGCUCUUGCAAAUUUCAGCAACUAAUAAGUGGAGAACUAAUACAUGUAGCAUUUGCGCUGCUGCAUUUCUGAGUGAAGUGCACGCCUUGGGAGAGGGAUGCAAUCCCCGAAACCAAGUUCUUCCUUAGGAUUGAGUAAUACGGUCAUAAAGUAAUUUGUAACUGAUGUUAAAAGUGGCACAUUU
Molecule: messenger RNA, 2362 nt
Organism: Propithecus coquereli (Coquerel's sifaka)
Lineage: Eukaryota; Metazoa; Chordata; Mammalia; Primates; Indriidae
Gene: ZBTB5
Product: zinc finger and BTB domain containing 5
Exons: 2
Coding region: 44-2071 (675 amino acids)
Biological process (GO): regulation of transcription by RNA polymerase II
Cellular component (GO): nucleus
Molecular function (GO): RNA polymerase II cis-regulatory region sequence-specific DNA binding; DNA-binding transcription factor activity, RNA polymerase II-specific; protein binding
Source: RefSeq, a predicted model, not a curated record